This is a messenger RNA of Geodia barretti, 756 nucleotides long. The record is from the annotation of a GenBank genome assembly. NCBI's taxonomy places the organism in Eukaryota, Metazoa, Porifera, Demospongiae, Tetractinellida, Geodiidae.
AAAAUCGGCUGACUUAUGAAAAAUUGAACAGAAGCUCCCUGGAUUGUUUGCAGCGACAGCUCUCCCUCUCUACUAAACUAAACUUAGAGCCCCCUCUAUUGCAGGCUCCAACCCGCCAGCAACCGCUCUCCACAGUACGUGUCUCGCUCCGGGAGCUCAGGCUGUGCGCGCGGCCUCAUGAACGAGAGGAAACACAGCCGUACGCUCUCUGGAGCCUCCAAAACCAAGGACGACCCCGCAGUAGCUACGCCUGGGGAGUUUGUUCGUCGCUAUGGAGGCAAGAGAGUGAUAGAGAAGGUCCUGAUAGCCAACAAUGGGAUAGGGGCAGUCAAAUUCAUUCGCUCCGUUCGAAGAUGGAGCUACGAAAUGUUCAACAACGAGAGGGCGAUCACGUUCCACGCCAUGGUAACCCCUGAGGACCUCAAGGCAAAUGCGGAGUACAUCCAUCUAGCAGACAAUUUCAUCUUGGUCCCUGGAGGGACUAACAACCAUAACUAUGCCAACGUCGACCUCAUUCUAGACCUAGCCAAGAGAAUACCUGUACAGGCGGUGUGGGCGGGGUGGGGCCACGCCUCAGAGAACCCGAAGCUGCCCGACAUUCUCCACAAAGCCAACAUCGCCUUCCUCGGUCCGCCAGCCUCAGCCAUGUGGGCCCUCGGAGACAAGAUUGCCUCAUCCAUUGUCGCCCAGACUGCCUCCGUACCCACCCUACCCCUGGAGUGGAUCAGGUCUGAAACUGGACCAGUGUCCCUCUGA